Messenger RNA from Anneissia japonica, 899 nucleotides. RefSeq lists its product as uncharacterized. NCBI's taxonomy places the organism in Eukaryota, Metazoa, Echinodermata, Crinoidea, Comatulida, Comatulidae. The transcript is spliced from 5 exons. The record is from RefSeq and is a predicted model, not a curated record. The coding region runs from base 133 to 504 and encodes 123 amino acids.
GGGAUAUUCCAGACAACCUCACAUGACUCUUAUCAGGUGACUUGGGUAGUAAACAAUAUGUUGCUCCACUCUCGGAGAGCGAGGAGUGAAGAAUUCCUUAUCUUAUUGAUUCCUGCUUAAAAAUUUCUUAAUAUGGCCGAUGAAAAAACAUCAUUAUUUGGGGAAUCUCAAUACAACAGUUCAGCAUCAGAAGGCAAUAACACAUACUAUGGCUCCAACAUAUCAAAAGAUAAAAAGGCAAUGUUUGCUUUUGUUGGAGUGGUAACAAUCUCAGUAUUAAUUUCUAUUAUCCUUAGCAUUGUGCAAGGAGCAAAGACCAAAUCUCAUGGAUUCAUUUUUUUCCUACUUGGAUUAAGUUUGAUUGGAUUUGUUGCCAUCGAGCUUUUUUUGAUACGUUUUAUUAAAUCUGGCGACUUACAUGAAAGCAAGACUUGGUUCUUAUAUAUUGUUGGUGGAUGUGCAAUGUUAGAGUCCAUCUUCACUGACGUCUUACUGUACCAGUGAUAUAGCAGUCACUUUAUGUUGUUGGCUUUUUAAGAAUUAAGUUUUAGAACUUUCUGUUAUUUUUAUAUGCGAUUGGAAGACAAUAUAGGCCUAUGUAUGUAGAAAAUUUUCCUUGAUAUCGAAUACAAAUUUAAAAAAAAAGAGAUAUUACGUAUUGAAAUAAUUAUUGAAGAGCCUUUAAGAUACAAUUAGAUUUGUUUCAACUUGAAUUAGUUUUAAUGUUUAAGAUAACAAAUCAUUAUAUUCCAUUCAAUCAAUAAAUCGAAAUAAUUUAUGUAGUGCCAGAAUCCUUAAAACAAACGUUCUAAAGCGCACAUAAUGCAGUCUAUCAUAGACUUGGUUUCAGUUUUUGUUGUUAGUUGGUGUAUUUUAAUAAAAAUGAAUUUUGAAUUCAA